Messenger RNA from Oryzias latipes (Japanese medaka), 3229 nucleotides. It is a transcript of the gene hoxb4a, whose product is annotated as homeobox B4a. NCBI's taxonomy places the organism in Eukaryota, Metazoa, Chordata, Actinopteri, Beloniformes, Adrianichthyidae. Gene Ontology annotation, molecular function: DNA-binding transcription factor activity, RNA polymerase II-specific; RNA polymerase II cis-regulatory region sequence-specific DNA binding. Gene Ontology annotation, cellular component: nucleoplasm; nucleus. Gene Ontology annotation, biological process: positive regulation of transcription by RNA polymerase II; anterior/posterior pattern specification; embryonic skeletal system morphogenesis. The record is from RefSeq and is a predicted model, not a curated record.
AUGAAACAAUCACAAAUUCGCUUCUAGGGGAGUAUAUAGUGGACUUAAACACGUCGGCGGCGGCGGCGGCGGCGGACGCAGCACAGGGAUGAGUUUGGAGAGAAACGUGUGGCUGUGGAGAUAACUGUUAGCGGUUCCCUCUUUAAAUAAAGGUAUAGGGCUGAGAGCAUUGAUUUUACUGCUGCCGCGUGCUCGCGAGUUUUUCCCCUCUGAAGUGAGAAACAUUUGGGCAUUUAUUGAUUUUCGUAUACGUCUUUGUGAGGUAAAAAAGGAAAAUAUCAAGUCUUUCAGGUCUUCACUGAAUAUAAUCAAAGCUGGAUGACGUUCGUUCAGUCUUUUUUUUAUAGCAGGAAUUUACAACACCAUUUUACGAUAAAAUCUGUUAAACGUCACGUGACUAUCCAACUGUAAUGGAGAGAGGAAUGACUCAAGGCUCUGUUGGAACAGCCAUGUUCAAGACAAGUUCAUGCUAGAGGGGGGACAUGCUGUUUUAUAUGCCAGACGGGACGGGCUGGGUGGGGAGGGGUGCUAACGCACGUCUUUACCAGAAAAUGGUGCUGAAUCCUUUUUUUUUUUCAUGCAAAGUUGUGCUGGUGAUUUAGGAGGCCGUGCGCCCAGAAUCACUUGAUGAAUUUUCUAUCGAUCCUAAACAAGCCAGAUUCAUCUCUGACACGGUGUUUACUGCUGUUUGGCGAUGCAGGAUGCAGGACACCCCCCCCCCCCUCCCGGUACCGGCCAAUUCAAAGCGCAAGCAGAAAGCAAGCACAUAGACAUGACGUCAUUUCUGUUUACAGCCAAUUAUAACUUUUUUUUUUUGGCAGUCAGUGGCCUAGGGGGGUGUAUUUUGCUUCUCCCCCUGCACUCAUUCAAAACGCUUGCGAAACGUGUCAGAGCCGCUUUGCUUUUGUUGUGUCUUCCAGCUUUUAGCUGCAAGUGGUGGAGAAAAGCGCGUGCCUAAAGCGCCAAAACAAAAAAAACCCGGCAAAGACAGGGUCAAGUACCGGAGGAGCGUGCGUAAUCAAAAACUGAGGCCAUACGAUCAUGCGCGUGUGGGCGCAGUCUGUAUGUUUAAUCCCAUUUCCUUAUCCGGGGCUCGUUCAGCAGGCAUUCUAUUGGCCAACCGCCGUCACGUGCAGCCCUAACUUUGUUCACUUGACAGAAAAGUAGGAGGGUUCAAAGGAACAGGAAUAACCGAAGAGUAAAGGGAUGGGAUAUAAAUUUUAGCUAUAUAUUUUCGAGUCAGUGCAAUUCCACAAAAAGGCUGAAAUUAAUGGCCAUGAGUUCCUAUUUGAUCAACUCCAACUAUGUGGACCCUAAGUUCCCCCCGUGCGAGGAGUACUCACAGAGCGACUAUCUGCCCAGUCACUCUCCGGACUAUUACAGCUCCCAGAGGCAGGAGCCCGGAGCCUUCCAGCCGGACUCCCUCUACCACCCCCACCAGCACCAGAACCACCGGCCACGAGCCGAGCCGCCCUACACGCCGUGCCAGCGCGCAGCGCAGCCCGCCUCGGUGCUCAUUCCCCCCCGGGGUCAUGUUGCGUUGUCGACGGGGCAGGAGCAGACUACCACAUUCUCGGACCAGAGCCACCGCUGCAACUCAGUCACACCGAGCCCCCCUCCGCCUCCGUCCUGCGGCCAAACGGCUCACGGUCAGGGCGCUUCCUCUCCCGCCAGCACUCGGAAGGACCCGGUGGUGUACCCGUGGAUGAAGAAGGUGCACGUAAACAUCGUAAACUCCAGCUACACAGGGGGAGAACCGAAGCGCUCGCGGACGGCCUACACGCGCCAGCAAGUCCUGGAACUGGAGAAGGAGUUUCACUACAACAGAUACCUGACGCGCAGGCGGAGAGUGGAGAUUGCGCAUACUCUCUGUCUGUCAGAGCGCCAGAUCAAGAUCUGGUUUCAGAACCGGCGGAUGAAGUGGAAGAAGGACCACAAGCUGCCCAACACCAAAGUCCGCUCGGGGACAAACGGAGCCGCUCUCCCCCAGACUGUGGCUGGUUCUCAGAACCGCCCCUCUGGACAUCUAUAGCCCCCCUGUCCCACCCAGAACCCCGUUCUCUGUUUGACCCCUGAAACUGAAGACUGAGGAGUAAAAACAGCAACCACCGACAAUGCACUUUGGAUCGAAGCGAUUCCUUCUCACGUCCGUGUGGGCGCGACCUGAACACACUCACGGAGCAGGACGGAGCGGGGGGGGGGGGUAUUGGGUUAAUCUGACAUGUAGUCAGUCACUAAAGGAGUAGGGCUCCUCAGCCUCCUUCGGUUCCGAGCAGAUGGCCUUUCUCCAUCCGUCAUGGCGGAAGAUUCCAUCUUUGAUUCGGAACCCCAGUCCCAACCUCCCAAAUGCAUUCUCAAGCACGCGCCUGCGCGCACACAUCCCUACUGCCAGUAAAACAUGAGAAGGAAUAAAGACAGGGAGAGCUGCCUCACGAGCGCCGCGCGCGCGCCUGUCCUGCUCCUGCAAUUCCUAAUGUCUUUUGAAGAACGAAUAAAAGCUUUACAAACAUGUUAUCUAGAUUUUCACGCGCUGGUGUGAGAGGUAGUACGCGCGAGUGUUCCUGUGCUCGUCCAUGUGUCGUGAUGCUGCAGGGAAGGAAGCGGUCCGUCACGCUGAUGAAAUGAAAAUACACUUCAUGGGAGUUUUUUUUCUUCCUCCACCGAACUGGGCUUGUUCAUCGAGGUUGCCUGAAAACUAAUAACCACACCAAAUAAUGCAAAAGCGCAGCACUAGUACUAUACUGUUACCUCAGUUGUACGUAAAUAUAUAAAUAUAUAUUGUAUGUAUUUUGUCAUCCUUUUUUCUUGUUGUUUGUUUCAUUAAAUGCUAAUUUUAUGGGCUUUAAUAUUUUUGAAAUUAUUGGACGAAAGAUAAUUAUGACCUUCCAAACUAAAGGCCCUUUUUCCUAUUUGCUGGAAUUCAUCGGUUCUGCAAAAAGAGACUCUGGGAGCUGAGGAGCGCCCCCGUGUUCUGAACACUUUCUCUGGGCUUUUCUGCACUUCCACGGCGCUCGUGUUUCCCGUGUUUACCUCGGUGCCUCCGCUCAAAUGCCCUGCGACUGUUUAUAACGGAUCAUGUUUUAUUUACAUUCCAAAUGUCAGUGCGAGAACGCACGGAUAAUGCUGUUCUCCAACGUUGGUUGGCUCCCCGAAUAUGAAGUUGCUCCUUUCUCUGCUUGUGCCUCAUGAUGUGCUGUUGUAAAUAGUAAAUAGAAAUUUUAAAAAAGUC